GACGCCGUUCUAGAGAGUAGAGCUACAAAACAAGGCAAAUUGGAGAGGGAAGAAAUCAGAGGAAAUCGAGGGAAAUACAUUACAAGAAGAGUUUGCUAUCCACUUCUAACUCCUAUCGGGUGGUGAGAGGUGUCAAAGUUUGCACUCUGGGGGACCACCCCCUCUUGCUGGGCUGAACAGAGGACAGCUCCCGUCUUCUGGGUGUGGAGAGCACAGACUGCCUGUAGUCACUUUCGGGGGAGCCAGUGCGCACUAGGAGUGUUCUCCAUCUGUGGAUCUCGCACUUCAUCGCUGCCUGCCUGCAGGGAGGAGAAGAUCCAAUCAGCGUUUGGGUUUAAUAAGGUGGAAUACCAGGGGGGACGCAACAGAAAAGAUACAGCACAACCUGGGAAAUAAAGGAAGUAGGAGCACACAGCAGUGAAGGACAUCCUUCAGAGGAGGAAAAAAUAAGUUUUACGGAAUUUUCAAUUCAGAGGCUCCUGUUCCAGGUGGACUUGGACAGCAUCAUUUCCUUUUUGGGAGGAGUAGCUCUCAGGUUCAGUCAGCUAAUCUUGUGGACUAUAGGAUCCUGGAUGGCAUGUCAAGGUAAGGACCUAUCUUCAACUCUCCCGGUGUAUCAGCCAGCCAGCCACUGCUCAGAUUAGGUAACGCCAACACUCAGCAGCAGAAGAAAAAAAGAGAGAAGAAGCAGAUGGAAAGACUGACUCUUCAAUGGUCCCUCAUCUUCUCUAGCCAGAAAGGAACCAUGUCGUCCGCCCAUGUUUUGAUAUGAAAUCGGAAUCUUGGAAUAAGUGACCUGUGAAUUCCGUUGGCACUGGGGAUUUUUAAGGACUUCUCAACUACUCUUCAGUCCCACUGUAUGGACAUCUACUAUCAGAGGCCCUGCCAGAUAUAGAAGCCUGAAAAACAGUAAUAACUGGGGGAAAUACAACAGACCAUGGCUGAGAGGAUGAUUGUUUCUCAAAGUGCAACUCCACUCCUUUGGCGGGAGCUUCAUCAGGGUGGACUGAGCUCUACCAACACUGCUCUCCCAGUUCCCGCCCCAGCCCCUGCAUCCAGCGACUUGAGGGAGAGCCGUGACAGAAUGGUCGACUGUAUGAGCAAAGUCAUGCUGCACACAGCCCUCUCAUGCUGGCAACCGUUCCUGGGACUGGCUCUCGUGGCCGUCUUCGUGGGUUCCGCCCUGGGAUGUCCCGCCCGCUGCGACUGCUCAGCCCAGAGCAAGUCGGUCCUGUGCCACCGCAAACGCCUACCGGGCAUCCCCGACGGCAUCCCCAUCGAGACCAGGAUCCUGGACCUGAGCAAGAACAAGCUGCAGGCCAUCAACCCGGACGAAUUUGCCCCCUACCCUGGACUAGAGGAUUUGGACCUCAGUGGGAACAUUAUCAGCUAUGUGGAGCCGGGGGCAUUCAACCCUCUGUACAGCAUGCACUCACUCAGUCUCAAAAGCAACCGCAUCAAGCUUAUUCCCCUGGGCGUCUUCACAGGCUUGUCCAACCUCACACGGCUGGAUGUCAGCGACAACAAGAUCGUCAUCCUGCUGGACUACAUGUUCCAGGACUUGCACAACCUGAAGUUCCUGGAUGUGGGUGACAAUGACCUGGUGUACAUCUCGCACCGGGCGUUCAGUGGACUGCUGAGCCUACAGACACUAACCCUGGAGAGAUGCAACCUGACGGUGGUGCCCACUGAGGCCCUGUCCCAUCUGCACAACCUGGUCAGUCUUCACCUGCGAUACCUCAGCAUCAGCACCUUGCACGCCUACUCCUUCAAAAAGCUUUUCCGGCUGCGCAACCUGGAGAUUGACAGCUGGACCUCACUGGACAGUGUGCCGGCCAACACGCUGCACAGCCUCAACCUGACUACACUAUUUAUCACCAACACCAACCUGUCAACCUUCCCAUACCAGGCCCUAAAGCACCUGCACUACCUGACACACCUCAACCUCUCCUUCAACUGCAUCAGACACAUCGAGGGGGGGAUGCUGUUUGAGUUGGUGCGCCUGAGGGAACUGCGUCUGGUUGGGGCCCAGUUGUCGACCAUUGAACCGUACGCAUUUCAGGGCCUCCGGUGGCUCAAAGUCCUCAACGUCUCCCACAACCAUUUGGACACCCUGGAGAAGGGUGUCUUCCAAGCCCCUGAGGCUCUGGAGGUCCUCUUGAUCGAUGACAACCCCCUGGUGUGCGACUGCCGUCUCAUGUGGAUCCUGCAGAAAAGGCACUCCAUCUUCUUUGGCGAAUCGCAGCCAGAGUGCAGCACCCCCGAGGGCAUCCGCGGCAGACCUUUCAGGGAGUUCAAGGAGACCCUGCUCUCCUACUACGUGACAUGCACCAAGCCAAAAAUCCGGGAGAACAAGACACAGACGAUAGCCGUGGACGAGGGCCAGCCAGCAAAACUACACUGUAGUGCAGAAGGGAUCCCCAGGCCGGUGGUGUCAUGGCUGUCCCCACGUCGGCGCCUCCUCACCAACAAGAGCCAUGGCAGAGUCACGGUCCACAACAAUGGGACGCUGGAGAUCAAGGUGGCCGAGGUGCAGGACGGCGGCGUAUACCUUUGCAUGGCAACCAACACAGCAGGUAACGACUCAUUGAUGGCCUCCCUAGCAGUGAAAAGCCUGGGGUCGCUCUACGCAAACAGGACCCAGUACUACACAGAUCCCAGCAAUGCCACUACCAAUGGGACUAGCAACGUGACCUACGGCUUGGACCUAAAGACUAUCUUAGUGUCGACAGCAAUGGGAUGUUUCACAUUCCUGGGGGUGGUCUUGUUCUGCUUCCUGCUCCUGUUCGUUUGGAGCCGGGGCAAAGGAAAGCAUAAAAACAAUAUAGAUAUUGAAUAUGUCCCUCGGUCCAAGUCUAACGGCACCUCUGUAGAUGGAGGGGCAGAGGGACAAGCUGGACCUCAUCGCUUUAACAUGAAAAUGAUCUAACAUGGUUUGUGAAUCUGGGAAUCCAUAUGUUGGGAAUGCUCUAAGGAUUAUGUAUUUUUAUUGCAAAUGGAACUUCUGAAUUUUCCACUACUGCAGGAGAAUGAUACUGAGCAAUUCCAUGAUAGCAGAGUGAUGCUGAGGCUCAGAUUUUUCACUUUAAAAUGUAUGCCAAACAAAAACCAAUGAUUGCAAAUUUAAACAAACCAUACAGCUCUAUGCACAAGGACUGCUUUUAACAAUUUCCACAGACAUUUUUACAAACACACUUGAAGAACAUUGUAGAUGCAAAGUUUGGUAACAGAAUGAUAGCACCAACAGCACAAACCAUCAUUCUGUUACCAAAC
Messenger RNA from Coregonus clupeaformis (lake whitefish), 3273 nucleotides. Its product is annotated as leucine-rich repeat and immunoglobulin-like domain-containing nogo receptor-interacting protein 2. The transcript has 6 exons. The coding region runs from base 938 to 2929 and encodes 663 amino acids. Gene Ontology annotation, molecular function: protein binding. Gene Ontology annotation, cellular component: plasma membrane. NCBI's taxonomy places the organism in Eukaryota, Metazoa, Chordata, Actinopteri, Salmoniformes, Salmonidae. The record is from RefSeq and is a predicted model, not a curated record.